Ambispora leptoticha is the source of this 603-nucleotide messenger RNA. NCBI's taxonomy places the organism in Eukaryota, Fungi, Glomeromycota, Glomeromycetes, Archaeosporales, Ambisporaceae. The record is from the annotation of a GenBank genome assembly.
AUGCUGGUUAACCAUAAAAUCAUUUUAUUACUGGACUUCUUCAUUGCAUCCGUUUUUGCAUGUACUCCUAAUAAUUUUGAUGGAAAUUCUAUCGCAAUAAGUUUAACUGGAACGACUAAGAAUUGGCGAGUGAAUCUAGGGGGAAGUCUUGUUCAGGCAGGUGUGCAACUUAUCAUUUUUAAUAACGGCAAUCAACCAGAUAGAAACGACAUUUUCACGAUAGCAUCAACAACACCCGGGAUUUUUGAGAUUUCCCCAUAUAUCAAUUUCUAUCAUAAUCUUGUCAUUGCGCAAGCACCAAAUUCAAAAAUUGGUGACAAUUUCACACUUCAAAAUAGAACAAUAUCACCUGAAAAUAUCAACUUUAUCAAUUCUCAAUUAAAUCCAAACCUUACCGUUACGACAUCUCCAUCUACUAGCACGUCUGAUAUGGGACAGUCUUCUGGCGUUCAGCUCUCAAUAGGUGGUCUGGGUAUCUGUUUUUCCGUCACCGUCAGUCUUUCAUUGGUAACGAUCGAGUCAACCUUGAAAUUUACAAAUAAUGGUGGCGGAUAUGACGCGUCGAUAUCUCGUCAAUCUGAGAUCGAUCUUUGGUACAUUUGA